Baudoinia panamericana UAMH 10762 is the source of this 2544-nucleotide messenger RNA. RefSeq lists its product as uncharacterized. The transcript is spliced from 2 exons. Bases 1 to 2544 code for a protein of 847 amino acids. NCBI's taxonomy places the organism in Eukaryota, Fungi, Ascomycota, Dothideomycetes, Mycosphaerellales, Teratosphaeriaceae. The record is from RefSeq and is a predicted model, not a curated record.
AUGACAUCUCUGGCGCGUAGUGCAGUCCGUCAGUUUGACGGAAGGCAGGGCAACAUCAAUGAAUGGCAGGGUUUCCACAGGGAUGCAGCACUUUGGGACGAUGACGGCGACUGUCGGAUAUAUCUUCACGCAGUUGGAGCUUCACAACGAGGACCCAGCUUCUGUCUGCAACAUCAAGUGAUUGAAGCCUUGCAUAGCGAAUACCUUACCGAAUAUUGCUACUACAUCGACCCAUCAAGCCCACUACUAGGAAGCGAAGACGGUUCGUCAGACAGUGGGUAUGCCUCCUCGCACGCCAGCAAAUUACCGCCUACCGAAUACGUGACAUACAUCCCUGCGCCGGCGAGUCUCACCCGUGAUCAAGCUUACAAGUAUCAUUUGACAACCCGCAAUUUCUUCGCUUACGCCACCUCCCAACCGAUUGUCGGAGAAACACUCGGAAGUGCUCUCGUGGACUUGCUGGACCGUGUUAGGUCAUGGCAGCCACAAACUGCGGCGCUGGCCAACUUCACCAGCUAUUGCCAGGGCCAGGGUUACCUAAACAUGGCGGAGAACAUUGAUCACGCACUGGCUUGCUUGUCCUUGGCAGAGCAUGCUCGACUUGCGGAUUUGUGGACCGAAGCUUUUGUGCAUAGCGUUGGCAUGCAUGAGCGGUUAGGCCUUAGUCAGGAGUACCACGGCUUGACCCGUACCACUAAGGCUCUACUCACUCGCUCCUCCUUGGAGAUGGAUCUGCAUAUCGCAAGAGUGACCAGAGCUCUCGGGACAUUCUUGGAAGAGGAGCUAGGGCCGGAACAUCUGGGACUUUCGAAACCGGCGAGAGAUCAUCUUGAUCGGUUCCGCAGCUGCCUGCACCGUUACUAUGUCGACAAAUUAGGUUACUUUCCUCCGGACACUGAUGGGCAGUGGAAUAAGCGUCUUUGGACGAAGAUGUAUCACGCUUUCCAGACGUUGUACGAAUACCUGGUGGAUACUGACUCGACGAACGAUCCCUCCGAUGCACGUGGGAUGACAGGUGGCAUUUGUGUCGUUCAAAAUGUCCGCGCGUUCGAUCUGCGCCAUGGCUAUGCAUCGCUGCCGCACCCUCUUCCCUUGCUACCAAACAUUACGUCCAAAGCGCGUACGACGGAGCACCAGAGAGGUCUUAGGCACUUCCGCCUUGGCAAAGGCGAAGAUGGAUCUGCACUCCAGCCUUCUCUGAAACGGGUGCUAGCAAAGGCAACAAACUCUGACGUACAAGAUACCAUGAACUGUGAACUGGUUGCGGAGUACCAACGCUUCGAGCGAAUGAAGUUGGAGGAGAAGCUCAGCAUGACCGAAGCUCGCAAAGUCCGCUGGCUGCUCAUCUAUGGCGUGUUGCAGAUGCUGAUUAGUAUCACCCGCGCACCCGGCGUAGUCCGAGACACUGAUAAGCCAACAUAUCCGCUUUGUGUUCUCACGACCGGCUGCCCACCCUGGGCCGUAGAGCCAGUAUCUGGCCGGACGUGUGCACCAGCCGCGUCUUUCGAGGUCAACGAGUCCUGUCAGCCAAGAGGGAAGACUCAAGAGGAGAAGUUCUCCGUGCGGCCGGACUGCGAGGCCGAGAACGCCGAGGAGUACUUCUCUGCAUCGGCUCUUUCGAGCCGACCUUCUGUACACAGCUUCGAUCUCACUCCGGCUCCGCUUCGUAUCACCACCCAGCUUUCCAAGAAUGCCUCACUGCGUUCCAGCGUGCAUGCACUCCAGCGAUCGAUCGUUGGUAGCAUUUCACGGCGUGGCAGUCAACGGCGGAGCACAGUGUCUCGCCCGCUGUCGAAAAAGGGCUCCUUUUCUGAGAUCAUCAUCGACGGUUACGGCAAUGGUGUUGAUGCCGAGAUAGAGCAGGCACGCCGAGAAAGCAUCAAUGCUAUUGCUGAAGGCCGCGCAUCCGACACAAUCUCCCUGGCUGCUUUUGACUUCGGCCUGGAGGAUCUCAACGAAGAGCCCAUGCUCGAAGACUCUCAGGUCACUGCGAUGUUCCAGGAUGUAACGAUGCGUCCGCUAGGUCGAGUGUUGUCCGAUAGCUCAAUCUCCGAAACGGCGAGUAACAACGGCAGUUCAACGAGAUCAUCGACCCAGCUCGAAGAGUACGACUCCCCUCUCACGGACUACUCUCCUUGGAACAUGGACAACAGCAGGCGCAAUAGCAACGUCAAACUGUCGGACCUAGUCACCGCAUCACUGACAUACGCAAGCCUGGGCUCUCCUCGCGAACGGCAUAGUUGCUUGGCUAAGCAGAUGUAUAGUGCCCCACUGGGCAUGAGUACUUCUUGUUACAGCGUCAAUGCCGGCUGCUAUUCGCCUUCUGGGCGCCCGAGCCUGUCGUUCUCGACAGUGGAUAUCCACAGAAAGGGCAGUUCGGACUCGGUGGCUUCGUCCGCAAGCUCAGUAUAUCCGGAGAUGGCGCUUCAGGCCGCAGAGAUAGAGGAAGAGGAAAUGAGAGGUCGUCGCAGAGUGCGGGCACUUGACCGACUCUCCCAGCAGGACCUAGACGCUCAGGGCAGAAAACUGUGCUUUAGUACCUAA